Molecule: messenger RNA, 594 nt
Organism: Schistocerca cancellata (South American locust)
Lineage: Eukaryota; Metazoa; Arthropoda; Insecta; Orthoptera; Acrididae
Exons: 2
Coding region: 69-416 (115 amino acids)
Source: RefSeq, a predicted model, not a curated record
CAACACAUCACAUGGCGACGAGUGUAAAACCGGUCUUCUUCUUUAUACUUGCUUAAUUUACUUGUGUCAUGGCUUCGCCACAAUCUCCAGAUGUACUGUCCGAAUUUUAUCGCUUGCAGAAUCAGCAGACGCAGGCCUUAUUGGAUGCUCUUGGACAGCUCGUCCAGGGUCAACGUGCACUGCAAAACGAUGCGGCCGCCGCCGCUCCACCGCUACCGCAGCCACAACACGCAGUUGCACCACCUUUUCGUCCAUUUGAUGCUGCACUGGAAAGCUGGACGGAGUGGUCACGCCAAUUUGGAUUUCAUCUCGCCGCCUACAGAAUUCAAGGUACGGAAAAACUCUACAGAACCCGAUACAAGACAGAGAGAGAACUCCAAUCUGUAACUAAGAGUUGGAAUUAUGUAGCCCAGUGACGAGCCAUGAAGUGACCCCACAUGUAAGUGUUGAUUAGAAGUUAUCCGAACCCAUUGUAUUAAUCGGAGACAGUUAUCAGAACCCCAACGUGUUGUCAGAGAAAUGUUAGGUAAAAAGACGACCCCCAUAUCGAAGUGAAUGUAUAUUCUCUUAUGGUCAAGGAAAGGACACCCUACG